AUCUUCCUUUCUCCUUUUCUUCACCUCAUGAGAAGUUUGUCAUUGCUCGAAUCUUGGCAAUGUACUUUAAUAAUUUGAUUUUGACAAGACAAUUUUGGACUUUAGGGUAGGAUAGUUUCAUAUUAACAUGGGAAUUUGAAAUGAGUUAGUUGUUUGGUUGACACUAAAAAAUGAAAAUGAGGGAAUUGCAAAUUCAUGGGAAUUGUGACUUCCCACAAAACAUGGGAAGUUGAUUACCCAACCCCCCUAGGUAAGUCAAAAUUCCCAUGAUUUGCAACUUCCUUCAUGUCAACCAAACAAUUUUAAGCAAUUCCCAUGAAUUUGAUGUAGGAAUUUAAUUCCCAUGAAAUACAAAUUCUUAUGGGAAGUAAAUUCCCAUAACAACCAAACGACACCUAAAUUAUUAGUGUGAAAAAUGCAAGUAGGCCCCACAACAAUCAUGGAAAAUGUGACUUACCAAGGUGGGGACUCGGAAACCGCAAGUGAUUUUUCAUGUAUGUUUCAUGUGAAUUGAAACUUCUUUUGGAAUAUUCAUUUUCCCCAAUUUGAUGAUUUUGAGUCACAAAACAGUCCAUAGGGAUAGUUCAAGUGGUUAAAGUUUUCCUCGCUUUUAUGACUCUAUAAUCACUAAAUAUUCAUUUCCUAGGAAAUAGAAUUGUUCCUAUAUUUUACCUCCAACCAAACAUCAUCUAUGAUUAUGUUGAAGUGCGUUACAUUGUAAGAAUCGCACCAAAUUAUCUUCAUUCCGAUCUCACCAGAAGUUAUUGUGAAGUGGUUACAUUCUAAAGUUUGCUUAUAUAGUGAUAACUGAUAAUGGCCAGCCAGACAAAGAAGGGUUGGUCAACACACGCUCUCUUUCACAUCAUCGCCUUGUCUUUUCUCUGUAGAGUUAAUACUGUUAUUCUACACCCGUAUUCAAAUAAUAACCAUCCUCAUCAUCUGAGAAAGUACUAGUACUAUAAAUUGGUAUUUAUAAAACAAAAAGUAACCUAUUUAUGUAAUUUAUAAUCAGCCAUAUAUAUUGUUAUAAAACAAAAUCAAUCAAGCUAAUCAAAAAGGGAAUAAAGAAAAAUGAAGCACUUUGUACUAGUGCAUGGGACCUGCCAUGGAGCCUGGUGCUGGUACAAGCUAAUCUCUCUAUUAAGGCAAGCGGGCCACCAGGUUACAGCCGUUGACCUUGGUGGAUGUGGUGUCCAUGCUCGGCCGCUAAGUGAGAUUGAAACCAUUGAUGACUACGUGGAGCCUUUGAUGGAUGUCAUGAGGUCCAUUGAUCCACAUGACGAUGGUGGCCGUGAUAAGAAGGUUGUGCUUGUGGGACAUAGCUUUGGUGGAAUCGCAAUCUCUAUGGCUAUGGAGAAAUUCCCAGAGAAGAUCCUUGUUGCUGUUUUUCUGUCUGCUUAUAUGCCUAAUUGCUCCUCUCCUCCACUUACUCUCGUUCAAGAGACGUUCAAGAGAACACCUUUGGAGGGGUUUUUGGACACGACAUUCAGGUUUGAUAAUGGUCGAGAAAAAGCAGCCACUCAUCUAGUUUUUGGUCCUAAGAUUUUGAGCACUAAACUCUACCAAAAUUGCCAGCCUGAGGAUAUAGAAUUGGCCAAAAAAAUGGUUAAGCUAGAUGGUACAUUCAGUGAGGACUUAGCAAAGGAUUCAUUAUUUUCGGAAGAAAGAUUUGGAAGAGUGAAACGAGUAUUUGUUAUUUCUGAAGAGGAUGAAUUAGUGAAGACGGAUUUUCAAAACUGGAUUAUUGAAAAUAGUCCACCACAUCAAGUGAAAUUCAUACCGAAAGCUGAUCAUAUGGUAAUGUUGUCAAAACCUCAAGAACUAUGCCUUUGUUUGCUAGAGAUCGCUGAUAUAUUGAGCAACAACAACACAUUUCAAGUACAUAGUUCGAUUAUAUCCCAGCCUGCACCCAUAGGGUUUUCAAGCAAUUAUAAUUUACAUUUAUGUGAUUAUUUAUAAAUGAUUGUAAUUGUGGGUUGAUCUAUUGGAAAUAAAAGGCAUGUUUAAGCUGUUAUGUAAUCUUGGGGUAAAAGUCUUAAUGAAAUAGCAGAUUUUGAUUAAGAACAAGCAGCGAUUAUCAAACUGCACAUGUCGGGUGUUUGACAUGCUCAUACAGUCGAGAAAAGCCUAUUGGUGUACCUUGGAUUCUAGGAACAAUCGAGUUUACUCCGUAUGAUGUCUUAACACCAGCCGCGAUAGACUUUAUACCAUACUGCCAGCCGAAAAAGGUCUUUGGUUGUAUGAUAAGCUUAAUAAACGUUGUUGUUGUUUAAGAUACUUUCAGACGCGUUAAAAUCGCAUUUGUGGGCUAGCUAUAGCCUGUAGGCUUGUGGUUAAUCAACUGUUCAGCGUAAUCAAUUCAUAUUACUAUAUCAAAUCCUUUA
Molecule: messenger RNA, 2384 nt
Organism: Chenopodium quinoa (quinoa)
Lineage: Eukaryota; Viridiplantae; Streptophyta; Magnoliopsida; Caryophyllales; Amaranthaceae
Product: salicylic acid-binding protein 2-like
Exons: 3
Coding region: 1072-1959 (295 amino acids)
Biological process (GO): jasmonic acid metabolic process; salicylic acid metabolic process
Molecular function (GO): methyl jasmonate esterase activity; methyl indole-3-acetate esterase activity; methyl salicylate esterase activity
Source: RefSeq, a predicted model, not a curated record